UUUUGCACGUGCAUAUCCAGUUGUUCCAACACUAUUUGUUGAAGUCUCUCCUUUCCCAUUGAAUGCUAGCAUUAACAGAUGAACAUUUGCAGCCGAUUUUGGUGAAGCCCAAUUAAGCAAAAUGUUACCCCCUUAAAAGAAUUCCAUUAGUCUCAUCAGUAGACCUGAUAUAUUCAAUCAUUAUUAUUGUAUUUUUAGUUUCGUCAAUAUAAAAUUCGGGAGGGGGCCGGUAUUUCAGGACUGAGGAGAGCGACGGCUUGUGUGGUCACCUAGGGGACCGAGCAGCGACUCACGCGGGAGCUUCUGAUUGGCAGGGGCUAUGAGGGGUCCUCGGCUCUCUCGGAAGGCGCAGUUCUGCGAGUGCCGGGAGCGGGAGGUCCGGCCCCCCGGGGUCAGCGCGGCCCUGGUGAGAAGCAGGCCCGGGAAAGCGGGUGGGAGUUCCGAGCCCUGCAUAUGGGAAGCAGUCGGCCCUGGGCGCCGCCGGCGCAUGCGUAUCGCAGAGCCGAAGCCAGCGCGGCGCGCCCGCCAUUGCUUGGAGGCUUUCGUCAGAGCCCGGCUGGCGCCGGCGGCUGGUCCAACCCCAGGGCCUCGUCACUGGGCGUCAUUGGCUCAGGCAUCAGGGCCCUCAUCACCCUCUCCCGCCUGGGUCCGGACGGGCAGCGGCGGCGGCGGUGUCGUCGUCAGGGGGCGGAGCCGGCCUGGGCGCCCUUUGUCUGUGGAGGCGGUUGCUCAACCUGAAACUGCUCAACCAGGAGGCAGAUCUGAAUAUCAUAGUGAAGUCUGUACAUGAAGGAUUGAUGCCUUUAGGGAGAAAAACGAAUGUAAUAGCCACUUUCAGGAACCUCUGCAUCUCAACUCUGCAUGAACAAGGCAAGAUUCUGAGAGUGGCUGCUCCUGGGAAGCAGAAGUCAUUAUCAUGGAUAUCCACUGGCUCCUGACCCUCUCAUGAGUUGAGGCACCUUUAAUGCCUGGGAGUGGCUGUUUCCUAUAAGGCACUGGGACAAAUCAGCCUUCAGGGACUGACAAGGAUACUGAAGCUGCUAGUACUGGUGUAUCUCCUGACUGUCAUACUAGAAGAGAACAAGGCUUUGGGGACAUUACAACUUAAGAACUGCAAAGAGGUGUAGUCAUCCUGGUGGAGGACUGAAUCCAGUAAUGCCUUCUCAGAAUGCUGUACUUUCCCAGGAGGGAAACAUGGAGAAGGAAAUGAAUGUUGGAUCACAGAUACAGUGGUCUCAGUGAAGCUAUGUGACUCUUGAGGCUGGAUGAUGAAAGCUGGUUCUCUUGGGAGUUUUGCAUUUGGGGUCCAGCUACCAUGCCGUGAGGAAGCCCAAGCAGCCUGUGGAGAGGCCCGUAUGGAGAGAACCUGAGGCCCCUGGUUGAGCUCACAGCUGACAGCCAGCACCAACUUGCCAGCCACAUGAAUGAGCCUCUUAAAAGUGAAUCCUACAGCCCAAAGUUGAGCCGCCCCAGCUGAAACAAAAUGGAACAAAGAUGAGCUAGUCUCACUGAGUCCUGCGCAUGUUACAGAUUCUGAAUCACUGACAUUCCAGGAUGUGGCUGUGGAAUUCACCAGAGAGGAGUGGGACCAGCUAUACCCUGCUCAGAAGAACCUCUACCGAGACGUGAUGCUGGAGAACUAUAGCAACCUGGUUGCACUGGGGCAUGAACUUUAUAAGCCAGAGGUGAUCACUCAGUUGGAGCAGGAGGAGCAGUGGAUGAUGGAGAGAGACAGCCCACCAGACACUCAUCCAGAUGGGGAGAAUAGUCCAGAAAUAAAAAAAUCAAACCAGAAUAUUUCUGAUGAAAAUAAAACCUGUGACAUGCUAAUGGAGAGAUUAACAGGAGACAGUUUCUGGUAUUCCAUCUUAGGUGGACUCUGGGAUUUUGAUUACCGGUUAGAAUCUAACCAAGAAAACCAGCAGAGACAUUUAGGACAAGUAUCUUUCACCCACAAAAAGAUCACACAGGAGAGAAGCCUUGAAUGUAAUAGAUUUGGGGAAAACUAUAAUCUGAACUCAAACCUUGUUAUGCAUCAGAGAAUUCCUUCAAUUAAAAUACCCGUUAAUUCUGACACACAAGGAAAUAGCAUCAAGCAUAUUUCAGACUUCACUUACUAUCAGGGAAACUAUGUAAGAGAGAAUCCUUAUGAAUAUAAUGAGUGUGGAAAAAUCUUCAAUCAACAUAUUCUUCUUACUACUCAUAUUCAUACUGAGGGGAAACCCAGUGAGUGUGGGAAGGCCUUCAGCCAAAACUCAUCUCUUACUCAACCUCAGAUAGUACUCACAGGAGAGAAGCCUUAUAAGUGUGAUGAAUGUGGGAAAAGAUUCAGCCAGAGGAUACAUCUUAUUCAACAUCAGAGAAUUCACACAGGAGAAAAACCUUUUAUAUGCAAUGAAUGUGGGAAAGCCUUCCGUCAACAUUCAUCCUUUACUCAACAUCUGAGAAUUCAUACUGGAGAGAAGCCCUAUAAAUGUAAUCAGUGUGGUAAAGCCUUUAGCCGUAUCACAUCCCUUACGGAACAUCAUAGACUUCAUACUGGAGAGAAACCUUAUGAAUGUAGUUUUUGUGGGAAAGCCUUCAGCCAAAGGACACAUCUUAAUCAGCAUGAGAGAACUCAUACAGGAGAGAAACCCUAUAAAUGUAAUGAAUGUGAAAAAGCCUUCAGCCAGAGUGCACACCUUAAUCAACAUAGGAAAAUCCAUACUCGGAAGAAAUUAUGUGAAUAUAAUAAAUGUGAGAAAACCUUAAGCCACAGUCCUUCACUUACUCCUCAGCACAUAACUCAGAAUUUUUAGCUUUGUUCUGGCGGGGGUGGGGGUGGGGUAAGGGACUCAUAUGAAUAUAUAAAUGUAGGAAAAUUUUGGUCAGACCUUUUCAUCCCAUGCAAUAUCAUAUUAUUCAUAGUGGGGAGAAAGGUUAUAGAUAAACUUUUAAUGUGUAGAAGCCAAAUAAAUUUAGACCUUAAACUAGUAGCAUAUUAUGUUCCCAGGACAGGUUAUAAGUAGUGAAAGUAAUUUAUUUUAUAAACAAGAUUAUAUGAGGAGUCAUGUUUUAAAACUUUUCUUAAUGACCAGAAAUCCUGUAGGCAAUAACCUAUGAUUAUUCCCCUCUGAUUUUUAUAGCAUAAAGUUUUUAAAUUAUAUAAACACUGAUUAAUCAAGGCAAUGAUAUAGUAUAACCAGUCACAUACACUUGAAAUCAAUAGAAAAGAGCAAUAUUUCUUAAACUUCAGUCAUUUGUAUGCAUCCUUUACAGAUUUUACCAUAUUCAGUGUUUACUUAAUAUUUUCCUUUAAAGGGACUCAGAAUUUUUAGCCUUGUCCUAGGAAAUAUUAUUUAUGGAAAUUGUGAGUUCUGUAUGCUAAUUAUAUUCUAAUUUCCAUCAAAAUAAAUAUAUAACUUUGAAAUUGAAAAUAUCCAUUGGUGUACCACCUAAGUCUUCUGACCAUUUUUUGAGAAGCCAUGUGAGAGGAUAUGGCAGUAUUAUGUUAUUUUUUAGGAAUCCUUGCAUUAUUUUCAUCAAAUGGGUCCUAGGAUCUUCAAGAAGAGUCUUGGAGGAGACUGAGGGUCAUAUUGAUGAACUUUGAAAAGUGAUUCAGAGAAGUCUACUUUUCUAUCCUAUUAUUCUAGUUUUAAAGUUCCCUGUAGCAAACAUAGAUUUUUGAACUAAAAUUGUCAUUUCUGUUAUUACUGCAGAUUUGAAUAGAGAGGAGGUUUUAUUUUAUAAUGACAGGGGCUUUAUAAGAAUUCCUACACCUCCCUGCACCACUGUGGAAGACAGAAGUAGAGUACCAUAAAAGAGGAUGACUGGUGGUGCCACACUGAUGCUAAGAACCAGGGAAGAGCCUUACUGGCUUAUAUAAACAACUAAGGAAGUGUUACUAAUUGGCUUAUUAAUUCAUUUUAUUUAUUGAAAUAUAUUUAUGUACCACCUUUUUCCAAAAAGAAUUUAAGGUGUUUUAAUUUGAUUUUUAUGAUUACUGCCUUGUUUGACAGAAAUCACUUUUUGACAUUACAAAGCAUAAUAAAUAUAAACUGUCACAAGCCAUGAAUAGCUGCAACUAGGAGGCUGCUUCUGUUUCUUGGCUUUCUGUUUUUCUCUUGGUCUUCUCAGGCACGGCUGAAGAAGCCAUGAGGCUAAGUAAGAAUGCAGUCCCCUUGCUUUCUCACCUUCCUUCUAACAUAUCUCCCAGCUCAAGACUUGCCAUUUUUUUUUUCCCUGUGAAGGACUAGAUAUCAUAGGCCUUAAGUGAAAGCUGGAAUGAUUUAAAAUUUUUUUAAACUUAAAACACUAAAAACCAAGAAAGUAAUGAAAUGAAUUCAUUUCACCAUGGAAGUUAAACUUUUCAAAGUACAUUUAUGUCCCAUGCAUCAGUGGAUGAAAUAGUUAAUAAAACCCCAAGUUACUGUAGUCAUGGAGGAUUUCUAAUAAUAUUUUGUGUUCAAAUAUCUGUGAAAUGGAGAUCCAUUGUCAAGACAGAUAAGUUCUGGAAGUGUCUUUUCACCAAAAGGAUCUACACUGAACAUUUAUUUACCCUAAGGAGGCAGAGUAUAAAGCACUCAGGUUUCAGGAAGAGAGAGUGAGCCAAGGCAAAGUCUCAGAUAGCAGAGGUAUGUAUGAAAAGAAUUAAUGGUUAAUUACAAUUGGUGAAGCCUUUGAUCAAAGUUUAAUUUUGCAACCAGAGGGGGGAAAAAAGCUGAAUAAUCCACAAAGAGUGCUAAGGGCUUCAAUACAAGGCAGUGUAUCUCAGCACAGGGGAAGAAGGAGAGCAGUGUGGGAUUUUUCAGGAGAGGAUCAGCAGAAUUUGGACAAUUUCAGAAAAGAGGAGUCGGGACUGAAGAAGACCAGUUGGCCAUGGAUUUUCAGCAAUUCUUCAUAAAUAGGAAUUAUAAAAUUAGAAGCCUAUUAUAUAUCCUUAGGGUCAUAAAUGAUUAUGCUUAUGUUAACUGUACAGUAAACUGUGUCAUUCUGGUGCGAAUUCGUUCUCAUGUCCUUUGUUGUCUUCAACAUGUUCCAAGUUACGUGAAUCCUAAGUAUAUUUAUUACAUCAAAAUUCAAGGAAGCCAUAGGAGUAGUACUCAUUCAGAAACCUGUUGGUAUGAUUUAUUUCUGUCUAGGAGGGCAAGAUAUUACCCUUUUACAUAUAUUAAUUCAUUUGGUCCAUCCAACCAGGUGUUGUUGCCUUUUUUUUUAUGAAAAGAGAUACUUCAGCUUAGACAUAAUAAUAAGUGAUUUAUUAUUCAGGGUUUCUUGGACUGAAAUGUCACUAGAACAUGGAUCAUGUUACUCUAAUCCAGUGGAUACAAACAGUGCCUGGAACAGUGUUUUAUAGCACUCUGAAAACAUUUGAUAACUAUAUUAAAAUUAAUAAAAUGAGAGAUUGCUGCUCAACACAAAAAUUCAUAUGACUCUUUCUCUGAACCUCAGAGUAUAAAAGGAUUACCAUGUUGAUAGAUUCUCUUAUGUCCAAAGGGCUUAUGGGUUGGAGAAAAAUACUCAUCUGGAUUUUGAUUAAUGUUCAAUUUAUUAAUUUAAGGAAACAACUGACAUUCUUUAAGCAGCCAACAUUCCUCUAAUUAUUCAUAGAUGUGCAAAUAAUAAAAACUUAAGAAUUUCUAAAAUUAGAUAUCCCUACUCUUUUAAACACUGAUCAGAUUUAAACACAUGUAAACAUUUCAUUAAAAUCACAAACCUAGGGCUUCCCUGGUGACACAGUGGUUAAGAAUCUGCCUGCCAAUGCAGGGGACACGGGUUCGAGCCCUGGUCCGGGAAGAUCCCACAUGCUGCAGAGCAACUAAGCCUGUGCACCACAACUACUGAGCAUGCACUCUAGAGCCCGUGAGCCACAACUACUGAACCUGCGUGCCACAACUACUGAGGCCCACGUGCCUAGAGCCUGUGCUUCAUGACAAGAGAAGCCACUGCAAUGAGAAGCCUGUGCACCGCAACGAAGAGUAGCCCCUGCUCGCCACAACUAGAGAAAGCCCACGCGCAGCAAUGAAGACCCAACAUAGCCAAAAAUAAAUAAAUAAAAUAAAUAAAUUUUUUUUUUAAUUUCAAAUUUUAUUAAGUGCCUUAAACACAUUAAGAAACAGGUAAGAGGUAUCCAGAUUAUAAAAAUAAUUAUACUGAAACUAGUUAUAAAAAUGUUAACUCUGGGCUUCCCUGGUGGUGCAGUGGUUAAGAAUCCGCCUGCCAGUGCAAGGGACACAGGUUCGAGCCCUGGUCCGGGAAGAUCCCACAUGCCGCAGAGCAACUAAGCCUGUGCUCCACAACUACUGAGCCUGCACUCUAGAGCCCAUGAGCCACAACUACUGAAGCCCGCAUGCCACAACUACUGAAGCCCGCGUGCCACAACUACUGAAGCCCACGUGCCUAGAGCCCAUGCUCCGCAACAAGAGAUGCCACCACAAUGAGAAGCCCACGCACCGCAACAAAGAGUAGCCCCCACUCGCCACAACUAGAGAAAGCCCGCGUGCAGCAGUGAAGACCCAACACAGCCAAAAAUAAUAAAUAAGAUAAAUAAAUUUAUAAAAAAAUAAAGUUAAAUCCAUGGACUUGAUGUUUUUAUCCUUAUUUGAAUAUUUUCCCAGGGUUCCAAUUUUCAUAUGUUCCUAGGUUUACGUUUUUCUACCAGGUAUUAUUUGUCUACCUUCCUCAGAUUUUAGUAAUCUUAUUCAACCCAAAAUAAGAAUAAUACUGUAACAGACAAAUUAAGUUGAAAUUUAUGGGUUAGCAACUGUCUGAUCUUUAGUUAGGUCAUCCAUAAAACCUAGUUGCACAGACCAAAUAUUCUUUGGUCUCGUUUUAUAACAAAAUAUCACUUGUUAUGUCAUGGGACAUUUUAAGACCCUACUUUUAUAUAGAUUGUAAAUUUUUGACACUUGAACUUUCCCAUAACCAUCUGGCCCAUUGGCCUGUCAUUAUGGUAUGGUGAUCUCGCUGGCUAGCAUUAUUUAAAGCUUUUAUGUGCAUCAUUAGGAUAAUUAAUGAGGCUAUCCAGCUCCUUCCGGAAGAAUGCAAGUUUUGUUGUCAGUUUUCCUCUAUAGAACAUUUGGCUACUUCAUCAUUUUGCAACAUACUGCAACCAACUUUCUGCUUGUUUACUGUAUGUAACUGUUAGAGGUGAUUAACUGUUGAACCAUCUCUCUACUUGGUCUGAGUGACUGUCUGGUUCUUCCUAUUUCUUGAUAUGGUUCAACAUUUUCCAGGAUUAUCUGGCUUGCCCAACACCCCUUUGUUUCUUCUUAACUGAUUAAACAGGAACAAAUACAUAUAUACACAUACAUGCAUGUAUAUAUAUGUAUAUAUGUACAUAUGCACAUACUUAGCAAGAAAUAUAUAUAUUACUUUUUAAGAUCAGUAUUGAAUUAUACAUACCAUUUACAAUCAUCCUUUUAUGACUGUUAUAACACACUUGACUUGAGCAUCAUUAUGAACACUUGGCCUCUUACAUAACAAGCAAUUCCAAUUAACCAUUUUUUUAAAUGCUCAAAUUGUGAGAACUUGGCCAGUGGAAGCUGCAUUAAGCUAGCUUCUUUUAACUCUUAGCACUUUAUCUGUUAUCUGUAAACACGUUCUCAUUUUUGGAGGUAAGGUGGUCCAAACCCAUUCCAAAAUUUUCACUGCUCCAAGAUGUGAGUAUACUGUCUUUUUUUUUGGCCGCGCUCAGCAUGUGGGAUAAAGUUCCCCAAUCAAGGAUCGAACCUGCACCCCAUGCAGUGGAAGUGUGGACUCUUAACCACUAGACUGCUGGGCAACUCCCAAGAUGUGAGAAUAGAUUCCUCCUCCACCUCCUGCCCAAAGAGUUUUAGAUUCUUUUAGUACAGAGUAGUAGAAAAGACCAAAAUCUGGGCACUAGGGAUGUCCGUGACCAUUGAGAGUGAGCAAAAGUCCUGCUGCUAUACAGCCACUGCUAUCAGGACACUUUUUAGACUUUAUAGAAAACCUUCAAAACUCCACCAAAAGCUAUUAGAACUAAUAAAUGAAUUCAGUAAAGUUGCAGGAUACAAGAUUAAUAUACAGAAAUCAUUGCAUUUCUAUACACUAAUGAUCUAUCAGAAAGAGAAAUCAAGAAAAGAAUCCCACUUAAAAUCACAUCAAAAAGAAUAAAAUACAUAGGGAAUAAAUUUAACCAAGGAUGUUAAAUACCUAUACUCUGAAAACUAUAAGAUACUCAUGAAGGAAAGUGAAGAUGUUACAGAUAAAUGGAAAGACGCCCUGUGUUCAUGAAUUGGAAGAAUUCAUAUUGUUAAAACGUCCAUACUACCUGCAGAAAACUAUAAGAAGACACUGAUGAAAGAAAUUAAAGUUGAUACAAAUAGAUGGAGAGAUAUACCAUGUUCUUGGAUUGGAAGAACCAACAUUGUGAAAAUGACUAUACUACCAAAAGCAAUCUACAGAUUCAGUGCAAUUCCUGUCAAACUACCACUGGCAUUUUUCACAGAACUAGAACAAAAAAUUUCACAAUUUGUAUGGAAACACAAAAGACCCUGAAUAGCCAAAGCAAUCUUGACAAAGAAAAAUGGAGCUGGAGUAAUCAGGCUCCCUGACUUCAGACAAUGCUACAAAGCUACAGUAAUCAAGACAGUAUGGUACUGGCAGAAACAAAAACAGAAAUAUAGAUCAAUGGAACAGGAUAGAAAGCCCAGAGAUAAACCCAUGCACAUACGGUUACCUUAUUUUUGAUAAAGGAGGAAAGAAUAUACAGUGGAGAAAAGACAGCCUCUUCAAUAAGUGGUGCUGGGAAACUGGACAGCUACAUGUAAAAGAAUGAAAUUAGCAGACUCCCUAACACGAUACACAAAAAUAUACUCAAAAUGGAUUAAAGACCUAAAUGUAAGGCCAAACACAAUCAAACUCUUAGAGGAAAACAUAGGCAGAACACUCUUUGACGUAAAUCACAGCAAGAUCCUUUUUGACCCACCUCCUAGAGAAAUGGAAAUAAAAACAAAAAUAAACAAAUGGGACCUAAUGAAACUUAAAAGCUUUUGCACAGCAAAGGAAACCAUAAGACGAAAAGACAACCCUCAGAAUGGGAGAAAAUAUUUGCAAAUGAAGUAACUGACAAAGGAUUAAUCUCCAACAUAUGCAAGCAGCUCAUGCAGCUCAAUAUCAAAAACACAACCAAUCCAGAAAUGGGCAGAAACAGACAUUUCUCCAAAGAAGAUAUACAGAUUGCCAACAAACACAUGAAAGAAUGCUCAACAUCAUUAAUCAUUAGAGAAAUGCAAAUCAAAACUACAAUGAGAUAUCAUCUCACACCAGUCAGAAUGGCCAUCAUCAAAAAAUCUACAAACAAUAAAUGCUGGAGAGGGUGUGGAGAAAAGGGAACUCUCUUGCACUGUUGGUGGGAAUGUAAAUUGAUACAGCUACUAUGGAGAACAGUAUGGAGGUUCCUUAAAAAACUAAAAAUAGAACUACCAUACGACCCAGCAAUCCCACUACUGGGCAUAUACCCUGAGAAAACCAUAUGUACCACAAUGUUCAUUGCAGCUCUAUUUACAAUAGCCAGGACAUGGAAGCAACCUAAGUGUCCAUUGACAGAUGAAUGGAUAAAGAAGAUGUGGCACAUAUAUACAAUGGAAUAUUAGCCAUAAAAAGAAACAAAAUUGAGUUAUUUGUAGUGAGGUGGAUGGACCUAGAGUCAUACAGAGUGAAGUAAGUCAGAAAGAGAAAAACAGAUACUGUAUGCUAACACAUAUAUAUGGAAUCUAAAAAAAAAAAAAAAUCAUGAAGAA
Molecule: messenger RNA, 9743 nt
Organism: Globicephala melas (long-finned pilot whale)
Lineage: Eukaryota; Metazoa; Chordata; Mammalia; Artiodactyla; Delphinidae
Gene: ZNF713
Product: zinc finger protein 713
Biological process (GO): regulation of transcription by RNA polymerase II
Molecular function (GO): RNA polymerase II cis-regulatory region sequence-specific DNA binding; DNA-binding transcription factor activity
Source: RefSeq, a predicted model, not a curated record